AAAACGUGUUAUUCCACUUUUCGCAACUUCGAAAUCGAAAGUGUAGCCCACCAUCCAACCCACCGUUUGCUUUGUCAACAAUCUACAAACCUCCCGUUGAUAUCUUUAAACCUAACAAUUCACCCUUGUUAUUAUCUUUCAAUUUCUCAUCAGAUCUAUUUUUCUUCAUCAUCAGGGCAUCUACAAAACCAUGGCUCUUGUGCAGACAUAUCAUUCACAAGUUGGACCUUUUCGGGGUGACCGUAGGUCAUCUUUUAACAGGCACCACCGUCCUUUGAUUAAUACUACCAUGGCUCCCACCACCAACAAUAGCUGCAAUCUCCCUCAUAACUUUUUCCCAAAUUACGAAAAUUCUUAUGAUUUCUCAAGAAAUUUCUGGGAGUCUAACUAUUGCAGUAAAAUUGCUGAGGCUGACGUAGUACCUCCGAAUAAAAGGAGAAAGUUUUCCACGUCUGCCUGGGAAAGUAGCACGAGACCAUAUAUCCAACCUCCUAUCUAUGAAAAUGGUCCUUCAGCAAACAGAAACACUUCUGCCUAUUUGGAUAGUGUGAGAGUUGAUGUCUGUCAACCUUCAAGUGGUAAGCGUGACCGUUCGAAGUUAGAGGAUGAGGAUUUGGUGUUUAUGUCGAGAGAUGAGAUUGAGAGAUGCUCCCCUUCAAGGAAAGAUGGAAUUGAUGCACUACAAGAAACUCGCCUGCGCUACUCAUAUUGCAGUUUCCUUCAAAAUCUUGGAAUUCAGCUACAAAUACCACAGACCACCAUUGGAACAGCUAUGGUUCUUUGCCACCGUUUUUUUGUUCGGAGGUCUCAUGCAUGCCAUGAUAGAUUUAUGAUAUCAACUGCUGCUCUGUUCCUGGCUGCCAAGAGUGAAGAGACAGCAUGCCCUUUGAACAAUGUUUUGAGAGCUUCAUGUGAAAUUCUCCAUAACCAAGACUUCGAUGUUCUCUCAUAUCGUUUUCCAGUUGGUUGGUUUGAACAGUAUCGGGAAAAAGUGAUCGCAGCGGAGCAUAUAAUAUUGACAACUCUGAAUUUUGAGCUUACUGUGCAGCAUCCUUAUGCCUCUCUUACAUCCACGCUUGAUAAAUUAGGCCUUUCCCAGUCAGUGUUGGUUAACUUGGCUCUUAGCUUAGUUAGCGAAGGAAAUUGAGUUUUUUGUAGGACCAAAAUUCCAUUUCAGUCAAAAUUAUGCAUCAGUCGAGGCUUGGGUAUCCUGCGGUGGAGAAGUUAUUUUCUCUGGGUUUAUUUCUGUUACCUGUCAUGAUGUAUUUAUUGAAUGCUAUCGAGUAAAUUAUCUGUGUAGUAAUUGCAGCAUGCUAUAUUGAUUUGUUUGGAUUGACAUACAAUUGCAGGGUUUAGAGGAAUAAUGUGCUCGCCUAUGAAUGAUAUUCUUAGCUGGUGCUUGAUAUGCUGUUCACCAAAAGUUAUAAUUAUCAUCUGAAGUUGAUCCAGGGAUGUCUAGUGAUGCUCUUAACAUGCAUACACAUAAAUAGUCUGCACAAUAGCAAUAAAAGAAGCCUCAGGAGCUACGAAUCCAGUUCUGCCAAAUGCUUUAUAACAAUUGUCUGUGUACUGUUUGCUUCAUGAAGUCCUCGUUCAAAAUUAUUUACUAUUCACCAUGGCUUCCUGUUUGCUUAGGGUGCUGAUGAAAAUGUCAUCAUGGUCCGAAAUGGUUUUAUAAGUCUUCCUGCCACCCAUCCAGUGGUUAUGUGUGUGCUGUUUAUACCGUUAUAUCCUGUCAAGACUUUCCAAAAUUAGUGUUGACCUUUACAUAUGUUUCACUCCUAAAAUUUAGAGACCUGUAAGCUUGAUUUGACCUCUCCUGUAAAACUUCCCAUAUUUGUUCUGUACCGAUUUCCUUUGCCUUCUGGGUAUACUUAGUACUUCUAUCAACGGAAGUAUAGACAGCCUUAGUGCAGAUGUAGUCAUGAUUUUAGAGCUCAGGUUGUGUUAAGGAGCAACAGUUUAACUUUACACUGAGAGCAGAAAGUCUGUUAACUUGUAAAGGUUUUUACCUCUAGAGAGUGUGCUAAUUAAACUUAUCAAUGGAGAGAUAGUAGUGAGAGGAUGUGACAGACAAGACCACUGCAUAUGCGGGAGCAGAAAAGGACUGUACCACCUUUUAAUGUGAAAGGUUCUACCUCAAUUCUCUACACUCACACAGACACACACAUAGAGUUGGGGAAGGUAAGCUUCUCUUUGGAACUUUCAACAAUUUGCACAUGCCCUAUAAAAAGAGAGCGUUGGAGAGGUAUAUCUGUCUUCAGAACAGUGAACAUUAAUACCUUAAAUCUCUCUAAAGCUUCAUUGUUUUUCUUGUGUCCUAAGAGAAUGCUAGAAGAUAAUUAGCAACAUAUCCAAAAUUUGUGCUACCAGUAUGAUUUAUCUUUAUAAGAAAACACUGCUAUAUUAAGUUGCAUUAGUCUUUAUGCACAUAAAUUGAUGCAACUAUUAUUUACAUUUUGACAUGAUUUUCAAGAAUCACUAUCUUAUGGACAUCAAUGGUGAGGAUUUUUUUGCUGAAUUUAAUUUACUUCACCGUUUCUCCACGAGGCUUGAACCCUCGAGCCUUGACCACUAGGCCAAAGCCAAUAGAACUAUAAAUUUGGUUCUAUUUUGGGGCAUAGUACCUACACAUUUUACAUUUCAUAUACUUUUCCAAUAUGUGUGACCCUUUGUGUUUCCAAUCUAGUUACUACAUUUUUUGACAUCGAGUCCUUUGAAAUUUGGAAAAGCACAUUCAUGGAAUAUGUUUCUAUGAAUUGUUAUCUUCAAAAUGUAAUUUGAUAUAUGACUAUGUUUUGCAAAACAUGGUUUUAGUGGGUUGCUUGAGAAUUUUCAAAAUCUUCUUUUGAUGCAAUGGACUUGCAAUGAUCAUAGAAUUAAGUUAGCUAUAUAUAAUUGGUAUGAUGUCAUUUUCAAGCUUUCGUUUUUUCUCCUUAACACACACAUUUAUAAAUGAACUCCCUCACUCCCAAACAUGUAAUUCUAAAGAGUUAAUUGCAAAACGCAUCCGGUUGGUUUGGUCCAACUGCACUUUAUUACCUAAACUUUAGAUAAUUGCACAAUGAACCCCUUAACAUAUUUUAGCGCCACAUGUUGAACCCUUUUGGCCCAUUUUCGUCUAUUUUGACCUAUCACUAUGUUAAAUUAAAAGGGUAAAAUAGACCUAAGAACCUAUAACAUUACAUUUUAGUACAUUCUUAAGUCUAUUUCACCCUUUUAAAUUCCACAUUGAUUGGUCAAAAUAGACAAAAAUUGUCCAAAAGGGUUCAAGGUGCGUCGCUGAAACAUGUCAAGGGAUGCAUUUGGCAAUUAUUUAAAGUUUAGGUAAUAAAGUGCAAUUUGCCCAAACUAAAGGGUUGCAUUUUGCAAUUAAAUCAAUUUUAAAUUGCAAGUACAUUAAUUUUUUCACUUUGUUUACGUUGUGUACCACACCUACAUGGAAAAAGUAUAAGUUUUACUAAUGUUUGUUUUGUUUGCAUAUAGUUUUACUCAUUUAAUCAGCAUAAUUGAGCAGGAUUGGGCUUAAGUAUUACUCCCUCUGUCCCAAAAUAAGUGUCGCUUUGACUUUUUUCACGUAAUUUGAGGUGUAAAAAAGUCAUACUUCUACGUAUUAUUUUUCGAAUUUUCUUUUUCUGAAUAAAAGUUUAACACAUAUAUUUUUAUUCAGAAAAAGAAAAUUUGGAAAAUAAUGUGUAUAAGUAUGUUUUUCUUGCACCUUAAAUUACGUGCAGAAAGUCAAAGCGACACUUAUUUUGGGAUGGAGGGAGUACUGAUUUUCUUUUAAUCAAAUGAGAGAUAAACAUGCCAUCUGAACCGGCAAAGAAGUCUGUUGUGGUUUACAGUGAAAUGUUUUCCUUGCAAGGGAGUGUUGGUGCGUUAAAAUCUUUGGCUGUAAAUAGUUUACAGAGGAACGGUAGCUAGUGCCUAAAAUCCUUUUCAGCUGUAGCUUACAGAGGAAUUGAAACCCAUUCUCUCACUCAAAACGGUUGAUGGAAUGUGCAUUGGAUACAAUAAUGCAAGUCUCUAGUGCUAGGGCCAGGCACUCAAAUGCACUUAUAGAUGUGAAUGUAUCACUUCAACCUCUGUUUAAUUCAGUUGAAGCUUCGCAAAAGCACAUGUUGUUUUCCCUAUGUUAAACGGUUUAACUUUUCUGAUAGUCAUUGAUGUUGAAGUGUUUUUUCUGGGUGGAGGUGGGGGAGGGGGGUUCUGCACAGUGCACAUAGACAUUUGGUUCCUUUAUUGGCUAACGUGAAAUGGUUUGUGAGCUAUGCCUUUGUCAGUGGUUCAUAAUUUUUUUGGGAAUAUGUGCCUAUAAAAGGCACUCAUGGGAGUAUUCUACUGUAGCAUGAAAAUAAGGAGGGUCAAUCUAGCAGAGUGAUGAGCAGAACCAUCUGCUUUGGAUAUAUAUGGUAUUUUUUAGUAUCUGCUUUACUUCGAGAGAGCAAAGCACUCACCUUUUUGUUAAGUUCUUGGCCUAGAUCUAGAUCAUCUAUACAAAUGUUUCGGAGGUCAGAGGUUCAGGUCGUAUCCUUAAAGUUUGUCAGCUGUAUUUCUGAUGAUUGUUUAUGUCGGACUGGAUGAGCAGUUAGCAUGCCACUUAUACUUGCAGCAAAAGGUUUUUUGUAGUUUCAGCACGAGCUCUUUAUUUCCAGUAACAAAAAAAUUUGGAGGCUGGCCUGCCUAUUCAGUCUAAAAGCUGAUCAUACUGGCAAUCUCUCUGAAUUUUUACUAUGAAUCAUUUUUUUUCCUACCUAUUUAAACUGCGAAAGUUGCUGGAGUCAUAUAUUCUGCUGCUACUGAGGUGGGAGUGGGAGUUGAUGUUCUAUGUAGAUUGCUAUAUGAUGUGUGAUAUAAUAUUACAUACUAUCAACAAUUCUUCAGAAGAUUCUUGGAAAUAAUCCACCUGUUGCUGCUUUUGUAGUUGGUAAGGGAAAUUACCUGUCUUGUCUCCUCUUGGGAUUCUGUGAUUUCAUAUAGAUAGCAAAUUUAUAGCAGGCUAGUUUAUUUAAGAAAAUGUCUGAAGCUGACGUGGUUGUGUAUUUUGUGUGGCAAUAAACAAUGUUCCACGAGAUCGUAUUGUCUCAGAUGGUUUGUUUUAU
Messenger RNA from Daucus carota subsp. sativus, 5102 nucleotides. Its product is annotated as cyclin-T1-3-like. Gene Ontology annotation, biological process: positive regulation of DNA-templated transcription, elongation; regulation of transcription by RNA polymerase II. Gene Ontology annotation, molecular function: cyclin-dependent protein serine/threonine kinase activator activity. Gene Ontology annotation, cellular component: cyclin/CDK positive transcription elongation factor complex; nucleus. NCBI's taxonomy places the organism in Eukaryota, Viridiplantae, Streptophyta, Magnoliopsida, Apiales, Apiaceae. The record is from RefSeq and is a predicted model, not a curated record. The coding region runs from base 191 to 1147 and encodes 318 amino acids. The transcript has 6 exons.